Impatiens glandulifera is the source of this 1195-nucleotide messenger RNA. Its product is annotated as WRKY transcription factor 44-like. The transcript has 4 exons. Bases 1 to 1005 code for a protein of 334 amino acids. Gene Ontology annotation, molecular function: sequence-specific DNA binding; DNA-binding transcription factor activity. The record is from RefSeq and is a predicted model, not a curated record. Gene Ontology annotation, biological process: regulation of DNA-templated transcription. Lineage: Eukaryota; Viridiplantae; Streptophyta; Magnoliopsida; Ericales; Balsaminaceae.
AUGGAGAUUAAAGAGGCGGAUCAAAGAAUAGUUAUCGCUAAACCGGUUGCUUCAAGGCCUAGUUGUUUCAAUUAUAGGACUACGACUUCUGAGCUUCACGCGAAUGUCAUUAAUUCUCGACCAUCCAACGAUUCUUCAGAUCAAAUACUUGUUCGAGCAAUUCGACCAAAAACAGUUAGAUUAAAGCCAAUUAAUUCUCAUGUAGCCGCUGCUACCUUUCCUUUUGGGGCAAAUUCGGGAAGCUGUUACCAACCAUCUAAUUUAACGUCACGUUUGGACAAGGAAAAGACCGAUGUUGGUUUGAUAUUGGAGCAAACGAAAGAUACGCGAGAAGAAUUGAUUCCACUAGUAUGUGCUGCGGAUCGACCCACUUACGACGGGUAUAAUUGGAGGAAGUAUGGGCAAAAGCAUGUUAAAGGAAGCGAAUACCCGAGAAGCUAUUACAAGUGUACCCAUCCAAAUUGUCCGGUUAAGAAAAUGGUUGAGCUAUCACUAAAUGGGCAGGUAGUAGAAAUUGUGUAUAAAUGCGAACAUAACCACCUUAAACCGCAACCUCCCAAACAAAACUCAAAGGUGGAAGAUAAUAAUAAUAAUACUAAGAUCGUCGUAAAUGAAGAGGAGUCGUUAGUAAGUACUUUAGAAACGACCCACAUCAAUCAAACAUCAGAUGUUUUAUUGCUAGAAAAUUCUCGUGGUGGGGAUAUUUUGGGGGGAGAUGAACUUAAGAAGAAGAGGAGAAUACAUGAACUAAUGUUUUUCUACAGAAAAAUCGAAGGGACGAUGCCAAACUCUAGGGAAAAUGAGACUAGUAACGACGGUUUUCGAUGGAGAAAAUAUGGGCAGAAAGUUGUCAAGGGGAAUCAAUAUCCUAGGAGUUAUUACAGAUGCACUGCCCCCAAAUGCAAUGUUCGAAAACACGUCGAGAGAGUUUCGGAUGAUCCAAUGGCGUUCAUCACAACUUAUGAAGGAAAACACAAUCACGAUGUGCUUUUAUCCAAAAACUAAUGAUAAAAAUGCGAGACCAAAGUAAUGACAAUUAAUAUCAUAAAAGUUACAAUUUUUGGUUGUCUGUAUAAUUUGGAUGUGGAAUCAUAUAAAUUAUAUAAUUGUAUACAUUUCUCAACAUGUCUAUAAUAUUAGUAUCCAAACAUAUAAUCUCUAAUUCAAGAAAUAAAAACAAAAUUUUCUAAGGUGU